AUGAAUCAAUCAUUAUUCUCAUUCCUCUUCUUAUUCUCCUUCUUCUCAUUCCUCUUCUUAUUCUCCUUCUUCUCAUUCCUCUUCUUAUUCUCCUUCUUCUCAUUCCUCUUCUUAUUCUCCUUCUUCUUAUUCUCCUUCUUCUCAUUCCUCUUCUUAUUCUCCUUCUUCUCAUUCCUCUUCUUAUUCUCCUUCUUCUCAUUCCUCUUCUUAUUCUCCUUCUUUCUCAUUUCCUCUUCUUAUUUCUCUUAUUCUCCCUUCUCAUUCCUCUUCUUAUUCUCCUUCUUCUCAUUCUCCUUCUUCUCAUUCCUCUUCUUAUUCUUCUUCUAUUCUCCUUCUUCUCAUUCCUCUUCUUAUUCUCCUUCUUCUUAUUCUCCUUCUUCUCAUUCUCUUCUUAUUCUCCUUCUUCUCUCUUCUUAUUUCCUUCUUCUCAUUCCUCUUCUUAUUCUCCUUCUUCUUAUUCUCCUUCUUCUCAUUCCUCUUCUUAUUCUCCUUCUUCUCAUUCCUCUUCUUAUUCUCCUUCUUCUCAUUCUCCUUCUUCUCAUUCCUCUUCUUAUUCUCCUUCUUCUCAUUCCUCUUCUUAUUCUCCUUCUUCUCAUUCCUCUUCUUAUUCUCCUUCUUCUCAUUCCUCUUCUUAUUCUCCUUCUUCUCAUUUCUUCUUAUUUCUUCAUUCUCCUUCUUCUCAUUCCUCUUCUCAUUCUCCUUCUUCUCAUUCCUCUUCUCAUUCUCUUCUCAUUCUUCUCAUUCUCCUUCUUCUCUUCUCAUUCUCCUUCUUCUCAUUCUCUUCUUAUUCUCCUUCUUCUCAUUCUUAUUCUCCUUCUUUCAUUCUUAUUCUCCUUCUUCUCAUUCCUCUUCUUAUUCUCCUUCUUCUCAUUCCUUCUCCUUCUUCUUAUUCUCCUUCUUCUCAUUCCUCUUCUUAUUCUCCUCUCUUCUCAUUCCUUAUUCUCCUUCUUCUCAUUCCUCUUCUUAUUCUCCUUCUUCUCAUUCCUCUUCUCAUUCUCCUUCUUCUCAUUCCUCUUCAUUUUUCUUCUCAUUAUUUUUCUCAUUCUCCUUUUCUCAUUAUUCUUCUUAUUCUCCUUCUUUUUAUUUUUUCUUCCUCCUCAUUAUUCUUUUUCAUUAUUCUUUUUUUAUUUUUUUCUUAUUCUCUUUCUUAUUAUUUUCUUCUCAUUAUUCUUUUCUUCCUCUCAUUAUUCUUAUUCUUCUACUUUUGAUUUUUCUUCUCACUAUUGUAUUAUUUUUCUCAUUAUUUUUUUUUAUUCUUUUUCUUAUUCUUCUUCUCCUCUUUAUUCUUUUUCUGCUCUAUUCUUUUUUCAUUCUUUUUUCUCCUUUUCUUUUUCAUCUUUUUCCACUUGUUUCUCAUUCUUUUUUCAUUUUUCUUUUCCUUUUCUUCUCAUUCCUCUUUUUCACUUCUUUUCUUCUCAUUCCUCUUUUUCACUUCUUUUCUUCUCAUUCCUCUUUUUCACUUCUUUUCUUCUCAUUCCUCUUUUUCACUUCUUUUCUUCUCAUUCCUCUUUUUCACUUCUUUUCUUCUCAUUCCUCUUUUCACUUUUUUUUCUUCUCUUUUUUCACUUCUUUUCUUCUCAUUUCUUUUCACUUCUUUUCUUCUCAUUCCUCUUUUUCACUUCUUUUCUUCUCAUUCCUCUUUUUCACUUCUUCUCAUUCCUCUUUUUCACUUCUUCUCAUUCCUCUUUUUUCUUCUUUUCUUCUCAUUCCUUUUUUUUCACUUCUUCUCAUUCCUCUUUUUUUUCUUUUCUUCUCAUUCCUUUUUUUUCUUUUCUUCUCAUUCCUCUUUUUCACUUCUUCUCAUUCCUCUUUUUCACUUCUUCUCAUUCCUCUUUUUCACUUCUUCUCAUUCCUCUUUUUCACUUCUUCUCAUUCCUCUUUUUCACUUCUUCUCAUUCCUCUUUUUCACUUCUUCUCAUUCCUCUUUUUCACUUCUUUUCUCAUUCCUCUUUUUUCUUCUUCUUCUCAUUCCUCUUUUCACUUCUUUUCUUCUCAUUCCUCUUUUCCUUUUUUUCAUUCUUCUUUUCUUCUCAUUCCUCUUUUCACUUCUUUUCUUCUCAUUCCUCUUUUUCACUUCUUUUCUUCUCAUUCCUCUUUUUCACUUCUUUUCUUCUCAUUCCUCUUUUUCACUUCUUUUCUUCUCAUUCCUCUUUUUCACUUCUUUUCUUCUCAUUCCUCUUUUUCACUUCUUCUCAUUCCUCCUCCUCUUUUCCUCUGAUUCUUUUUUCUCCUUCUUCUUUUUUCUCCUCUUUUCAUCUCCUUCUUCUUUUUUCUCCUCUUUCCUCUGAUUCUUUUUUCUCCUUCUCCUUUUUUCUCCUCUUUUCAUCUCCUUCUCCUUUUUUCUCCUCUUUUCAUCUCAUUCUUUUUUUUAUUCUUAUUUUCAACAAUAACCUUUCAAAAUCCUCACCCAGUCCGAAAAUGAGUGAUCGGAUCAAGGUGGGAACCCGUGUGGAGGUUAUUGGUAAAGGGGUGUUUGGAAAAGUGGCUUAUAUUGGGACCACUCUCUUCUCCACAGGCAAAUGGGUUGGAGUUGUUUUGGAUGAACCGAAAGGCAAGAACAAUGGAACAGUGCAGGGAAAGACUUACUUUCAGAGCCCUGAGAAUCAUGGCAUCUUUGUACGUCAAUCCCAGAUUCGUCUAAAAAGCCAGAUCCAGGCUGUGGAUAGUCCAGAUAGUGCCCCAACAACACCUAUCUCCACCACCUCUAAAGAAGUAACCACUCCAUCAGAAGUCAAAAAAAUAAACCGAAGAUCCGGUAUCAGACCACCAAGUUUUAUUGGCAAAAGCACAGAGAACAUUGCUGAUUCUGAGUCGCGGUCAAGUUCUAAAGAAGCAAGUCCCUCAACCAGCAUGAUGGAAAUCAGCAUGACAUCUAGCCAGGGCAGUAUGUCCUCUAGUCGUGAGAGCAGUGGCAUUCCCACCAGGACCUCUCGCAGCAGAGAGACUACCCCUAGUGAAGAUAAGGCCAUGUCCUUGUCUACAGAAAGUUCAGCUCCAGUUUCUCAGGCAGCAGCAGCUGAUGUGAGUGCUAUGAGAGCUCCAAUGGAAGACAAAGUGGCGGUCAUGCAGGCUGAACAGGAAAAUGCUGGCCUUAAAGCUGAAAUUAGGGACCUUAAUGAAAAACUGGAAACUCUUAAGAUGAAACGUGCUGAAGAUAAAACCAAACUAAAGGAGUUUGAGAAAUUGAAAAUUGAAAUGCAAGUUAUGACAGAGAAUAAAGUCAAAAUGAAGGAAAUCAAUAAUGAAUUAAAUCGGAAACUUCAGACAGCUGAAAAGGAGGUCCGAGAUAUCCGAGAUGAAUAUGACCGUUACAAAGACGAAAUGGCUGACUUGGCUGAAACUGUUGAAAUUGCCACAUUAGAUAAGGAAAUGGCAGAAGAAAAAUGUGAAGGUCUCCAGCAAGAAUUGGAAUCCCUAAAAGAAAAACUGGAAGAGCUAACUUUGGACCAUGAUAUUUUAGAAAAUGAGAUCAAGGCGAAAGGUACUGAGGGGGUUGCCACUGACUACGAGAUUAGGCAACUGGAACUUCAGAAUGAAAGACUCAAAGAAGCCCUGGUCAAAAUGCGAGAUUUAUCAAAUCAGGAAAAACAUGACAGCCAGAAACUAACAAAGCAAAUAGAGAAACAACAAAAUGAAUUGACAGGCCUGAAGAAAGAUAAAGAAAAGCAACAGAAUGAAAUUUCAGAUUUACAAAACCAAACAAUUGAACUGAAGGAGCAAGUGGAUGCUGCUCUGGGAGCUGAAGAAAUGGUAACCAUGUUGACAGAAAAAAACCUGAAGUUAGAAGAAAGAAUUGAGCAGAUGGAAGAGGAAAAAUCAGAUUUGGAAGCUCUUCAUGAGAUGAAUGAAGAAUUGCAAGAGAAUGCAAGGGAAACAGAAUUGGAACUGCGUGAAGAAUUAGAUCUGGCAAAUGGACGAUUGCUUGAGACAAAACGUAAACUGGAAGCUGCAUGGGAAAGUAUGGCUGACUAUGAUAAAACCAUAUCUAAAUUCAGAGAUUUGGUUAGCCAACUUCAAGAGGUUCUCUUUUCUCUUUCUUUUCUCUUUCUUUUCUCUUUCUUCUCUUUCUUUUCUUCUCUUUCUUUUCUUCUCUUUCUUUUCUCCUUUCUCUUUCUUUUCUCCUUUCUCUUUCUUUUCUCCUUUCUCUUUCUUUUCUCUUUCUUUUCUCUUUCUUUUCUCUUUCUUUUCUCUUUCUUUUCUCUCUCUUUUCUCUCUCUUUUCUCUUUCUUUUCUCUUUUCUCUUUCUUUUCUCUUUCUUUUCUCUUUUCUCUUUCUUUUCUCUUUUUCUCUUUCUUUUCUCUUUCUUUUCUCUUUCUCUUUCUUUUCUCUUUUCUCUUUCUUUUCUUUUCUCUUUUCUCUUUCUUUUCUCUUUUCUCUUUCUUUUCUCUUUUCUCUUUCUUUUCUCUUUCUUUUCUCUUUUCUCUUUCUUUUCUCUUUUCUCUUUCUUUUCUCUUUUCUCUUUCUUUUUCUCUUUCUUUUCUCUUUUCUCUUUCUUUUCUCUUUUCUCUUUUCUUUUCUUUCUUUUUCUUUUCUUUCUCUUUUCUCUUUCUUUUCUCUUUUCUCUUUCUUUCUUUCUUUCUUUUUCUCUUUCUCCUUUCUUUUCUUUCUUUUCUCUUUCUUUCUCUUUUCUCUUUCUUUUCUCUUUCUUUUCUCUUUCUUUCUUUUCUUUCUUUCUUUUUCUUUCUUUUCUCUUUUUCUCUUUCUUUUUCUUUUUUCUUUUUUGUUUUCUCUUUUCUCUUCUUUCUUUUCUUCUUUCUUUUCUUUUUUUUUCUUUUCUCUUUCUUUUUUCUUUCUUUUCUCUUUCUUUUCUCUUUCUUUCUUUCUCUUUUCUCUUUCUUUUCUUUCUUUUCUCUUUCUUUCUUUCUUUUCUCUUUUUCUUUUUCUUUCUCUUUCUUUUUUCUCUUUCUUUUUUCUCUUUUCUUUUUCUUUCUCUUUUCUCUUUCUUUUUCUUUUUUCUCUUUCUUUUUCUUUUUUCUCUUUCUUUUCUUUUUUUUUCUUUUUUCUUUUUUCUCUUUCUUUUCUUUCUUUUCUCUUUCUUUUUUUCUCUUCUCUUUCUUUUCUCUCUUUUUUUCUCUUCUCUUUCUUUUCUCUCUUUUUGUUUCUCCUCUAGAUGACAACAAAGAACUUCGCAGCAAGCAAGCAGAAGCUGAACAGAAACAUGAUACUCCAACAUUGGAAGUGUUUGAUUUUAAAACCAAAUUUGCUGAAAACAAAGCCUAUGCCAAGACCAUCGACAUGGAAUUGCGUAAACUUGAUGUUCUACAGGCCAAUUCCCAUGUUUCGUUGUUACAGAUAUUUAUGCCAGAUACAUUUAUGAAGACAGGUGACAGUGAUGCCAUCCUUGCUGUAUUGCUUGUUCCUCGUACCAUAAGCAAAGCUGAUUUGCUUAUCUCCCACGUAAAAGAUAAGUUUGAUGUAACAGAUGCCAUCACUCGGGAUGAUGUGUUUAAGACCCACCGAGGCACACAGGUUAGCUAUGCGAAUCACCUGAUUAUGUUGCUGCAUAUUUUUGUCAGAGUGCUCAGGCAGUUUGAAAGUGCUUUGAAAACAUGCAGUGUGGAAUUACUUUUGAAAAUCAGCACUCUUGUACCAGAGAUGGCAAUCCAUGAAAAGGCACUUGAUUACUUUAUUGACAUGCUUCGAAAGGAUCAGUUGGAUGAAACAGUUUCCCUUGAUUAUUUUGAGAAAAGUUUGGCGUACUUCCAACAAUUGUAUAGUGUGCAUUUGUCCAAUGAAAAGGUGGACUGUACAUACUUGAUAGGCGAUCAAGUCCGUCUUGCUUUGGCCGCGUGUGAUUGCAUUCAAGUUGAUAUUUCCCGUCUGAAAAUGCUUUUGCAGCCUGGGGAAGAAAAAAGUGAAUUUUCUAUUUUAUUACGAGAUUUGGAAACUUGUAAUAAUGACACGCGAAUGUGUGCCAAAAAAAUUCGAAGGCGUUUGCCACAGCAGGAUGCUCCAACUACAGUUUCCCCAUUGAUGUAUCCUAAGGAGAUUCAGAACCUUCUGCUAGACAGUGGAAUGAACAUUGUACGUGUGUCCAAGACCCUGCGGCAUGUAGCCCUAGGAGCCAUGGUCCAAGAGGCCGUCCUUACAAGUUCAAGGCAAAAAUCCCAAACGGAUGAUAAUGAAGGUGUAAAGCCUAAACAAAUGGAAGAAUUGGCUUAUGAAGGAACAGACAAAGUGUAUGGAAAAGAAGACAGUGGCCCAUAUGAGUGUCUACGAUUGUCAUUUGGUACUGUCGUUGGCACAAUGAACAAAGUAGCCAAUGCGAUGGAGAAUGGUGAAUAUGAUUUCGAUGGCACCCAUGAUAAGAAGACUCAGCCCCCAAUCUACGAGCGGGCUAAUAUUGUCAAGUCUCGUAUUGCGGAUAUAGAAUCAAUGAAGAAUAAACUUGACAAGAAGGAAGAAGAUAUUAAAGAUCUGAAAAUGCAACUGAAACUUAAGCAAGAGACACUGAGCCAACAGCAAUUGAAAGUGAAGGUGGCUGAGAAGAAACUGGAAACGGCUACAAAAGAAUUUGAAGAUGAAGGCAAGAAACUGAAGCAACAAGUUGAGGAUCUACAGGCACAGUUGGAGAAAGAACAAAAGAUGUAUGAAGAGAAUGUUCGCAUGAUGCAGGAAGAUAUUGACCACCUUCAAGAAGAACGGUUAGCGUUGGAGAACAAAUACAAGAAUGCAACACGCAAACAUCUGAUGGACGGCCUGUCGCGUAACAACACUGGUGGUACAACCCCACCUGCUACCACACCUGUCAGUGUACAAGAGUCACCAAUGCUUAAGCAACAAAUUUCCAGUUUGAAGGAAGCUUUAAACCAUUUGAUAAGAGAAAAUAUCCGACUAAAGGGAGGCAGACUCCGGGAUCAAAUGGCCAAAUUGCCACCUCUCUUUGUGCCCAAGAAACCUACUGGACUCACAAGUAAAACUGGAUUGGUCAAAAUAGGAGAACUUCCUGAUGAUGUUCCUGGUAAGACAGAAUUAAACAACUUGACCAUCAGAGCUACUCAGCUAAUGAACCAAGCUAACCUCCUCAGUUCCUGUCCGGUUAUUAUAGAUAUCACCCAAAGAAAACCAGGUGAGAAACCUGUUACGCAGACAGCCAGUCCCAGUACUCAGUUAGUAAGACAAGUUGCUAAGUUGGUAGAACUUGAGAAAAAUACUCAGGAGCUUCAAGUACAGGUGACUAAUUUCUUGGCUGCCAAUCGAACAGGAGGUCAAGUCCGAACUGACUUUUCAGCAUUUCCAACUCCAGAAUAUGCUCGGGUAUUGAAAGAAAAAAGCCUGGAUUGCUUGUUGUUGGGCCAGAUCAUGAUCCCAACCCCUGGUUGUAAGAGUGAAGUCAUCCCUGUCAAUGUCCAACCACACCAGAUUCACAGCAUCCACAACAAACUUAUUUCUUUCCACUUCUUUUUUCUACGCGUCAUUCUAUUUCUUUAUAUCUUUCUUUCCUUCUUUCGAUUCCUUUCCUCUUUCCUUCUUUUUUCUUUCCGUCAUUCUCUUUCUUUCUUUUCUUUCUUUCUUUCUUUUUCUUUCUUUCAUUCUUUCUUUCGAUUCCUCUCCUCUUUUCUUCACGUCAUUCUCUUUCUUUCUUUCUUUCUUUCUAUUCCUUUCCUCUUUCGUUUUUCUUUCUACGUGCCAUUCUUUUUCUUUCUUUCCUUCUUUCGAUUAUUUUCCUCUUCUUUUUUCUUCACGUCAUUCUUUCAUUCUUUCUUUCUUUCUUUCUUUCUACGUGCCAUUCUUUUUCUUUCUUUCCUUCUUUCGAUUAUUUUCCUCUUCUUUUUUCUUCACGUCUUUCUUUCUUUCUUUCUUUCUUUCUUUCGAUUCCUUUCCUCUUUCCUUCUUUUUCUACGCGUCAUUCUUUUCUUUCUUUCUUUCUUUCUUUCUUUCUUUCUUUCUUUCUUAUGCAGACUGAUCUGUACCCGUUUUAAAUACCCACUUCAUAAACAGCAAACGAAGCUAUCAAUGACGAUCAUAAAGAGAAGGUGUGGCGCAUUGCCACAUCGGGCUGGCCUGACCCUACACACAGUAUCCAGCAUGCAAUCUUUCGGCAAAGUCCCUCCUUCAGCUUGGCCUUUCCUCCCGCCCCGAUGUCCCCGAGUGCAGAUGCGCGAAAUGGAUAAUAUUAUCAUUAUCUAUCUAUCUAUCUAUCUAUCUAUCUAUCUAUCUAUCUAUCUAUCUAUCUAUCUGUCUCCGUCUUUUCAUAUCUAUCUAUCUAUCUAUCUAUCUAUCUAUCUAUCUAUCUCAAUCUUUUCAUAUCUAUCUCAGUCUUUUCUCUCUCUCUCUCUCUCUCUCUCUCUCUCUCUCUCUCUCUCUAUCUCAAUCUAUUCAUAUCUAUUUAUCUGUCUCGGUCUUUUCAUAUCUAUCUAUCUAUCUAUCUAUCUAUCUAUCUAUCUAUCUAUCUAUCUAUCUAUCUAUCUCAGUCUAUUCAUACCUAUUCAUCUAUUUCAGUCUUUUUAUCUCAUCUAUCUAUCUAUCUAUCUAUCUAUCUAUCUAUCUAUCUAUCUAUCUAUCUAUCUCAGUCUCUUCAUAUUUAUCUAUCUGAAACAGUCUACUCAUAUCUAUCUCUCUCAAUCUUGGUACAGGGAUCCGACCAUUUUCCAUCUAUCUAUCUAUCUAUCUAUCUAUCUAUCUAUUUAUCUAUCUAUCUAUCUAUCUAUCUAUCUAUCUAUCUAUCUAUUAAUUUUCUCUCACCUCUCUCUUUCUCUCUCCCCACAUCUAUCUAUCUAUCUAUCUAUCUAUCUAUCUAUCUAUCUAUCUAUCUAUCUAUCUAUUAAUUUUCUCUCACCUCUCUCUUUCUCUCUCCCCACAUCUAUCUAUCUAUCUAUCUAUCUAUCUAUCUAUCUAUCUAUCUAUCUAUCUAUCUAUCUAUUAAUUAUCUAUCUAUCUAUCUAUCUAUCUAUCUAUCUAUCUAUCUAUUAA
Messenger RNA from Acanthosepion pharaonis, 8913 nucleotides. The record is from the annotation of a GenBank genome assembly. NCBI's taxonomy places the organism in Eukaryota, Metazoa, Mollusca, Cephalopoda, Sepiida, Sepiidae.